UCGAUUUAAUGUCAGCAUCGUCUGGAAGCUAUUCAGUAUAGAAAUGGGUUCGACCAGAAAAACACCGGGGUGAUUUUCGGUCUAAAAUUUUGGUCCUUCUUUUCUUCAUUAAAAUUCUUUCUUUAUGCAUUUUAAGUUUGAGUUUGGAAUUAGUUGUAUAUAUCGGUGUAAAACCUCUGCAAUGGCGAACGUCGUUCGAUUAAAUAUGCUGAGAAUCUUCUUGAAUUCUUGUGUCAGCCAGACCCAUAUAAGCCGUAAUUCCCAUUCCCAUGUCGGUGGUCCGAGAUUCCCACAGAGUCUGUGGCGUCAGAUGAGUAGCAGCCACAACAGGAACUGUGAUUCCCAGGAUAACCGAUCUAUCCGUGACAGUCGCAACUACCGUGACUGGCGUAGCAGCCGUAACGAUCGUAGUUCCAGAGGCCUACCCAACCGCGAUGAGCGUAUGCCUCCCGAGGUAGCUGAUUCUAGUGCCACUUUAGUGAGAAUGCAUCAGAGGGAGCGUAGUUCAACGGCGGAUGAGGAAGAAAAGGAGAUGAAGUCCAAGCUGCCGCACCCGAAGCUGCCCUACCACCCCAUGCCCCUGGAGAAAGCAGUGACCAUGCGUCCCUACAACGUUCUGAGGCGGGAGGCCCAGCUAGCCAGGACCCUGAGUUCCUACGACAAUCAGGUGUGCUUUAAGCCGAGCAUUCCACUGCCAGUCAGGGUAUUCCAGCAGUCGUGUUGCACCUAUGACCCCCGGAGAAUGGAGCGCGAGUCAAUGACUUCCCUCUGUGGCGAGCAGGAGCACAACAUGGAGGGAGUCAAAUCACUAAUGGCCGCCAUCGCGAUGCCAGUACGUGAACCGGGAACGGACACCAUUACCCCCAACAAAUGGGAGUGGACCAGGCAACCGAACAUGGAGGCGGAUAAGGCGCAGUCACGGGGGGUUCUGCAGAUGCUAAGACAGGCGAUUUUCAAGGGAGUUUCCGACAAGGGACCACCCACCAAGUUGAGGUCAAAAACGAGCAGCAAACUGGAGUGGAACGGCCUGCGUCCCUGUCGCAAGAACACCGAUCCGUUCGGUAUGGAUCGCAUCAAUGAUACGGCCGACCCUGUCGGGAUUUAUCAAAUGGUGAUAUACUGCUCUCGGCGUGGGACAAAAAGGAGUAGCGAGGUAACCACCAAAACCAGAAGCAUAACGAGCAACUGUCGUAGUCUUGGCAAGGACUCUAGUAGCAGCAAUCGUUCUGCCCUUAUCAAUAGGAUACGUAGACACAUAUGCCGCAGUAGGAAAAUGAUGAGUUUCCCACCCAAAAAUAACCCACUGUGGAAUGUUAGGCGUGCCGCCCAACAGCUGCCAACAACAAGGAGACUCGUCAAGGAUGAGCAGAAGCGUUUGGACAAGCUAAAGGCGGCCAAGGUGCACCUGAAGGUCCUGCAGGACUCUAAGCGUCAUAAAAGCGCAGGGAUAUCAUCUUCCCGUAAAGCCAUACCUCUGUCCAGUCGUCCGUUUGUUAGCCAGGAGAAAAGCCAGUCGUAUCAGGCUCCUGACAAGGUAAAGGAGGAUAAGAAAGAGGAGCAGGAUGAGUUGAUAACCAAGGGCAUGGAGCCCAAAGAUCCAACAGAUCUAGCACCAAAUUAAUCUUCAUCAAC
Drosophila bipectinata is the source of this 1632-nucleotide messenger RNA. RefSeq lists its product as uncharacterized. NCBI's taxonomy places the organism in Eukaryota, Metazoa, Arthropoda, Insecta, Diptera, Drosophilidae. The record is from RefSeq and is a predicted model, not a curated record.